GUCCGGAGGUUGGUUGAUGUCUGAAGCAUCGGACGUCAUUAACCACAUGGUAUUGUUUCUUUGAAACGAGCAUCCGUACGUGGUGUCGAGUCGGUAGCUAGGGCUCAGAAAACUGUUUCCGACCGUUGGUGUCAAUCGUACCAUGACUAGAUGGAAUACCAGAUGUAAAACUAGAAUGUUGCUGUAAGGGGGACAAUGUGUUAGCUCCGCACCCAUUAAUAAGUUCGACUGUUUACAAAACAUUACCUAUAGCUACUGCAUUCGACUCGCAUAAAUGAACAACUCUCCUAGCUAUAGCCUUCUCGCUGUCGUGAAGCUACCCACAGCCUCCUAUUUACCAUGGGAUGUAGCUGCCGUUAGCCUGCUAGCUAAAAGCGCUCAUCAAAUUGCCUGCUAAUGAGUUAGAUAGGAAACAUAUAUACCGUCCGCGAUUAUGAGUUUCUCUGAAGAGGAUGUUACGAGUGUUUUGGGAGUGAAAGAAGAGAGUGAGGAGGAAGAAAUGAUUGUCACAGUGAAAGAAGAGGAACACGAAGUGUUUUUUAUUAAAUAUGAAGAGGAGAGUGUCGCAAAAUUCAAAGAAAGUGAUGUUCCAGUGAAAGAAGAGGAAGGCGAUUUACCAGUGAAUCGAGAGGAUGUAACAGCGAAAGAGGAGGAUAUACUUGUCACAGUGAAAGGAGAGAAAAACGCGUUCUUGAAGGACAGUGAUGUUUUUGGAUUGAAAGUGGAGAGUGAAGAAGAAAAUAUGGAAACAAUGCUUGUCACAGUGGAAGACAAACAUGAGGGGAAUAUGGAAGAGAUUGAAGAUCUAAUUCACACUAGCACAACACAGAGCUUUGGACCCCAAACUAGAACACCAGCAGCAUCUCGGGGAGAAGCGGCCAGGAGACCAGCAGUGUUUCAGGGAGCCUCUCUACCUAACAAACCUGCUAUAGCUACAAUACUGACUGUCUCUUUCCAGGAGGGUCAGAGUGAAGUGACCCCCAGCACCAGUGGAGGGGAGGCAGGGAGUUCCACACAGGGAGGGGGGACAGACACCCCCGCAGUCACACAGGGAGGGGCUCCCUUGUUGCACCCCAAGUUAACCUCAGAUGUGAACACUGGAUGUUUCCAGUUGCAGAUCCAGUCCUGUUCCAGGUGUCCAUCCUCCUCCACAUCUCAGCUGAACUUCCAUAAUCACAUGAAGAGAUGUCACCAUGAAGAGUACACCAGACUGCUGAGGAGUGGGGAGAUCAGAGCAGGAAGUCCCUUGUUCUCCAGCAGCUCCCAUGAAAGUACCUCAGGUUCCUCCAACUCACCUCCCACUCUAAAACAGUGUGAAACGGAAAAUACAAGACCUCACCACUGCUCUCAGUGUGGGAAGAGCUUUACGAGAAUGGAUCAUCUCAGAAUUCACCAACGCACUCACACAGGAGAAAAGCAGUAUCACUGUUCCCAGUGUGGGAAGACCUUCUCUCAAGAGUGUAAUCUCAGAAGGCACCAGUUCACUCAUGCCGAAGAGAAGCCGUAUUGCUGUUCUCAGUGUGGGAUGAAUUUUAAUCAUCCUGGACGCUUAAAGAUACACCAGCGCGUUCACACAGGAGAGAAGCCGUACCAUUGCUCCUAUUGUGGGAAGAACUUUAGUCAUUCUGGAGAUUUAACGAUACACAGGCGCAUUCACUCCGGAGAGAAACCAUAUCACUGCUCUCAUUGUGGAAAGAGUUUUGGACAUUCAGGUGAUUUAAAAAAGCACAUGCGUGUUCACACAGGAGAGAAACCAUACCACUGCCCCCAGUGUGGAAAGAGCUUCAGCCAGCUAAAGCAUCUCACAGGACACCAGCGCAUACACACAGGAGAGAAGCCUUACUACUGCCCCCAGUGCGGGAAGACUUUCAGACAUGAGAGUAUUCUCAAAACACACCAGCGCAUUCACACAGGAGAGAAGCCAUUUAACUGCUCCCUGUGUGGGAAAACUUUUAGUCAUAAAAGUAAUGUCAUAACACACCAGCGCAUUCACACCGGAGAGAAGCCAUAUCAAUGCUCCCACUGUGGGAAGAGUUUUAUUACGGAGGCUAAUCUCAGAACUCACCAACGCAUACACACGGGGGAAAAGCCGUUUCACUGCUCCCAGUGUGGGAAGACUUUCAGUCAGAUACAGCACCUAACCAAACACCGACGCACUCAUGCUGGUGAGAAGCUGUACCACUGCGCUAAGUGUAGGAAGUCUUUCAGUCAUUUAAACAGGCUGAAGACUCACCAAUGUUCUUAAGAGUAAAGAAAUAGACCUGUACAAUUUACUUUUAAUUGGGAUAGUAACAUGAUAAUGAUAUAACAUAUGUUUUCUUUUAUUCAGAAAUUGAUGUUAUAUAGCAGUGAACAUAAAGCAAAUUACAUUUUACAUAAGCAUGUGUAAUACCCAUGCUUUAAUGCCAUAUGUUGCAAACACUAUUAUUGGGACACAUAGAGAGAUCGUCAUUGACAUCAACCACAUGCCCAGCAUCAGCACUGUUCAACCUCUCUAGAAUACCACACUGUUAAACAGAUUCAUCUGGGGGAAUGACUUUGAUAGAAAGGGUAUCCCAUCACAAACUCUUGGGGCCACAUGACAAAUUGAAUACACUUGGCUGCAACAGUG
Messenger RNA from Esox lucius (northern pike), 2611 nucleotides. RefSeq names its product zinc finger protein 883. Gene Ontology annotation, cellular component: nucleus. Gene Ontology annotation, molecular function: RNA polymerase II cis-regulatory region sequence-specific DNA binding; DNA-binding transcription activator activity, RNA polymerase II-specific. Gene Ontology annotation, biological process: central nervous system development; regulation of transcription by RNA polymerase II. NCBI's taxonomy places the organism in Eukaryota, Metazoa, Chordata, Actinopteri, Esociformes, Esocidae. The record is from RefSeq and is a predicted model, not a curated record. The transcript is spliced from 5 exons. Bases 434 to 2245 code for a protein of 603 amino acids.